Agrilus planipennis (emerald ash borer) is the source of this 1286-nucleotide messenger RNA. Its product is annotated as ester hydrolase C11orf54 homolog. Gene Ontology annotation, cellular component: nucleus. The transcript has 9 exons. Gene Ontology annotation, molecular function: hydrolase activity, acting on ester bonds; zinc ion binding. The record is from RefSeq and is a predicted model, not a curated record. The coding region runs from base 87 to 1235 and encodes 382 amino acids. Lineage: Eukaryota; Metazoa; Arthropoda; Insecta; Coleoptera; Buprestidae.
AACAAAUGACUGGUUUAGCAUGUACUCCAGUAAUGUGACAAGCUCUUAAAUUCAAGAAGAUAAUAACAAGCAUUUAUUAAAAGUUAAUGUUGAUAAAUGCUGUCAGUAAAAUAUUUCACGUUUCGUGCACAGAAAAACAUAUUUUUUCAGUAAUAGUCAAGUCUUUUUCAAAGCAGGACAGAUUGUUUAAAAAUUCAAGUUUAAAGUACCAAAGUAAGUAUUUGUCUCUGUGUUUACUGUCUGUUGUCCGUCCGGAAAAUGUACUCCCAUUUCGAAGUAUGGCUUUAAAUGCGAAUGACUUGAAAGUAGAGUAUAAACCGUUAUAUAAACCACCCCUGCAAGAGUUGGCUGAUGUAUUAAAUCAAAAUCUCACGUAUAAUUUUGCUGAAGUACACGCGGAAGUAGUCGACUGUCCGGAUCUAAGAAAAGAGCCCUUUACAUUAGCCAGUGAGGGACUGGGUGGUAACCCAAGAGUGGUUGAAAUUGGGGGUGUUCCUUAUUUGGCCCCUAUUGCGCAACUAAAUAAAGUUUAUGAUUUAAAAGAUAUCGAACGUUUUUCUGGUUUAAAAUCUGCGUUUAUUGUUGGAGCAGGGGCUGGACCUCACCCUUAUGCAGGUGUUAAUUGCGAGGGCAUCAUUAAUAUGAAUGUGAAAGAUGGUAAGGUGGAACAACAAACAAGAAUAUCAAAAGUAGUUCCCAGUGAUGGGUCACAAGUUCAAGAAAUUUUGCCCAACUCAGAAACUCGUAUUGCCCUUCUUGCAAAUUUGUUUUAUUCUGAGGGAAAACCUGGAAAGGUAUUGAAAGUCCAUGUGAAAAAACGAAUUGGAUCAGACGAUUUCGUAACUAGCAUAAGGGAAACAUUAGCUAAAAGAUACUUUGACGAUAAAAUAAUUGGUCUUGGUGGUACCUUUCUUUUGAAAGAAGGAAAAGCAAAACAGCAUGUCAUGCCCGCAUUUUCGAAAACUCCUCUGAACAGUGGCAAAGAUAUAGACAAUUGGUUAAAAUUUUAUAAUAUGUCAGCACCCUUAAUUGCGGUUGGAACGCUUGAGACAGGAGAUCCAGGUUUAGAUCUUCGAGUGCAACAUUUCCAUAGUUUCAGUCAUCAUGGAGAAGCUGGUCAUUAUCAUAUUGAUACAACACCGGAAACUGUCGAAUAUUUAGGAUUUUUCAAUAUCGGAGAGUAUGUUUACAGAGUUGAUGCACCUGCAGUGAGUCAUUCAUUUGGAAGGGACUAAAUGGUUAUGGUUUUAGAUCAUUUAAAAAUAAAUUAGAAAUUGAAAUAAAAA